This is a messenger RNA of Moneuplotes crassus, 460 nucleotides long. Lineage: Eukaryota; Ciliophora; Spirotrichea; Euplotida; Euplotidae. The record is from the annotation of a GenBank genome assembly.
AAUAAACUCAAGAUGAACCCUCUUGUUACUCCAAUGACGCCUGAAGAGAAGGCUAAAUUUGAAGCAGAGACUGGCUUGGUUCCUUAUACUCCAGUGAAGGCACCAAACUAUUGCAAUCCAAACCACAUAAGCUAUCAUUUAUUUAAUCUUCCUAUUAUUGCAGCUUCUUUGGCAGGGUAUUACUAUGCUCCAAAAUUGCACAUGCCAAGAACAGCCUUUGCUGUUUCUUUAGCACUUGUGCCAAUUUUCUACGCUGUAUCGCUACAUCACAAGGAAAAGAGAUAUACCUACGAUAGUGGGCCAAGGAAGACACUUGAAGAGCACUUAGAAUUCUACCCAAUUACCAGAAGAGCAUGGAACAGAGCUGUAACAAUUAGAGAGGCUGAGAUUGAGGAAAUAAAAGCAAGAAAAGCAACUACAUAAUACCCUCGCUUAUUAAUAUUUCAAACAAGUAUACGUG